UCUGAGAUCACGACCUGAGCCGAAGGCAGAGAGGCUUAACCCACUGAGCCACCCAGGCGCCCUGAAAACACAAUCUUGAUACUAAAUUCUACAAUCAGGAUUUACAGAGUUAUGUAUGCGAACUUUUUCCUGGAAAUAUCAACAAUUUGGAAUUUUAUUGACAUGUUUUUGUAUUUAUCUGAUUCUUUUUUAAAAAAUGGAACCUUGUUCCUGUGAUACUUUUGUGGCAUUACCUCCAGCAACUGUUGGUAACAGGAUUAUUUUUGGAAAAAAUUCAGAUAGAUUGUGCGAUGAAGUACAGGAGGUGGUUUAUUUUCCUGCUGCAGUUCAUGAUAACCUGAGAGAACAUCUUCAGUGUACUUACAUAGAAAUUGAUCAAGUUCCUGAAACAUAUGCUGUUGUCCUUAGUCGCCCAUCUUGGUUAUGGGGGGCAGAAAUGGGAGCCAAUGAGCAUGGAGUCUGCAUUGGAAAUGAAGCUGUAUGGGGAAGAGAAGAAGUUUGUGAUGAAGAAGCACUACUGGGCAUGGACCUUGUCAGACUUGGCCUUGAAAGAGCUGAUACAGCUGAAAAAGCCCUCAAUGUCAUUGUUGAUCUAUUAGAAAAAUAUGGCCAGGGUGGAAAUUGUUCAGAGGGUAGGAUGGUAUUUAGCUAUCACAAUAGUUUCCUGAUAGCUGAUAGGAAGGAAGCGUGGAUUCUGGAGACUGCAGGAAAGUACUGGGCUGCAGAAAAAGUACAAGAGGGCAUUCGUAAUAUUUCUAAUCAGCUUUCUAUAACAACCAAGAUUGAUCGGGAACAUCCAGACAUGAGAAACUAUGCUAAGCGGAAAGGUUGGUGGGAUGGUAAAAAGGAGUUUGAUUUUGCUGCAGCAUACUCUUAUCUUGACACAGCCAAGAUGAUGAUUUCACCAGGCAGAUACUGUGAAGGCUACAAGCUUCUGAAUAAACACAAAGGAAAUAUAACUUUUGAAACAAUGAUGGACAUUCUCCGAGAUAAACCAAGUGGCAUUAAUAUGGAGGGAGAAUUCCUGACCACUGCAAGCAUGGUUUCUAUGUUACCUCAAGACUCCAGCCUUCCUUGCAUUCACUUCUUCACAGGGACUCCUGAUCCUGAGAGAUCCAUUUUUAAGCCUUUCAUAUUUGUACCAAAUAUUCCACAACUCUUGGAUACGAGUUCACCAACAUUUGGACAUGAAGAUCCAGUUAAAAAGAAGCCACGUUUUCAGUUUAAGCCUGACAGAAGACACCCACUCUACCAAAAACAUCAACAGGCAUUGGAAGUAAUAGAUAAAAAGGAGGAAAAAGCCAAAACCUUGUUGGACAACAUGAAGAAACUGGAGAAAGACCUAUUCAAAGAGAUGGAAUCAAUUCUUCAAAACAAGCACCUUGAUGUGGAUAAAAUAGUUAAUCUCUUUCCUCAGUGUGCAAAAGAUGAAAUUAGAAUUUAUAAGUCAAACAUUAGUCCUUAGUGGUCAUGUAUGGUGAGCAAUCUUCUUUAAAGUCAGAAUCUAUCACCUAUCAUCUAUCACAAUGUUAUCAUUGGUAAAUGAUAACCUAAUUUAAGCAGAUCUGAUUAUUCUUUAAUAGCAUUUACAUUAAUGGCCUAUGAGAACUACAUAUAACCUUGCUGAAAUAUUGAGAAUGAAAAUAACAUUGGAAUUAGGCAUGUAUAUCAUGGGAUAGCCAGGAGCUAUUUCAUGUAUUUAUUUGCCUAUUUUUUUUUUUAGCCAUAAUACCUUUUAAAAAAUUGUAAUAAUUAAAUAUUUAAU
Messenger RNA from Mustela erminea (ermine), 1765 nucleotides. It is a transcript of the gene SCRN3, whose product is annotated as secernin 3. Gene Ontology annotation, molecular function: cysteine-type exopeptidase activity; dipeptidase activity. Lineage: Eukaryota; Metazoa; Chordata; Mammalia; Carnivora; Mustelidae. Gene Ontology annotation, biological process: proteolysis. The record is from RefSeq and is a predicted model, not a curated record. The transcript has 8 exons. Bases 197 to 1465 code for a protein of 422 amino acids.